This is a messenger RNA of Cannabis sativa, 1467 nucleotides long. RefSeq lists its product as uncharacterized. NCBI's taxonomy places the organism in Eukaryota, Viridiplantae, Streptophyta, Magnoliopsida, Rosales, Cannabaceae. The record is from RefSeq and is a predicted model, not a curated record. The transcript has a single exon. Bases 1 to 1467 code for a protein of 488 amino acids.
AUGGCGACAUCAAACCCUUUCAUACUCUUAUCCUUAGUUCUUGCUUUGUUUAUCUUCAUGGAAAUAACCUUGACUACUGCUACCAAUCUCAAGGGACUGAAAAAUUUCACACCAAACAUAGAUCCUAAGGAUCCAAGAGGUGUUCCUUCAACGUCUUUUGUGCCAAAUGGCAAUCCAACGUCUUAUGUACCAAAUGGAAAUCCAUCAUCAUCUGUACCAAAUGGCAAUCCAACGUCUUCUGUACAAAGUUCGAUAGCUAAGCAUUUCACAACAAAUAGGCCAAACACUCCUGGUGCUGUACCAAGUUCUGUAGCUAAGCAUUUCACACCAAAUAAUAAUGAAGAUUCAAGGGAUCCAACAUAUAAUGAUCCAUCGAGGGUUGGAUCUCCAAGGUUGCCAAACAUUCCUGGUUCUAUAUCAAGAUCUGUAGAUAUUAGAUUGACCCCAAAGGAUCGAAGGAGCAAUGAUCCUCCCUCAUUUCCUGACCUGACUUGGCCUGAUGUUGCUAGGUCAUUCAACCGAGAAAGUCCUAAGAAUGGUGGAUCUCCAAAGCUGCCACCAAGCUCUGUAGCUAAGCAUUUCACACCAAAUAGUAAUGAAGAUCCAAGGGAUCCAACAUAUAAUGAUCCAUCGAAAGGUGGAUCUCCAAGGUUGCCAAACGUUCCUGGUUCUGUAUCAAGAUCUGUAGAUAUUAGAUUGACCCCAAAAGAUCGAAGGAGCAAUGAUCCACCCUCAUUUCCUGACCUGACUUGGCCUGAUGUUGCUAGGUCAUUCAACCGAGAAAGUCCUAAGAAUGGUGGAUCUCCAAAGCUGCCAAAGACUCCUGGUUCUGUAUCGCAAUAUUUCACACUAUACAAGCCAAAUACUCCUGGUUCUGUACCAAGCUCUGUAGCUAAGCAUUUCACACCAAAUAGUAAUGAAGAUCCAAGGGAUCCAACUUAUAAUGAUCCAUCAAGGAGUGGUGGAUCUCCAAAGUUGCCAAACAUUCCUAGUUCUGUAUCAAGAUCUGUAGAUAUUAGAUUGACCCCAAAAGAUCGAAGGAGCAAUGAUCCACCCUCAUUUCCUGACCUGACUUGGCCUGAUGUUGCUAGGUCGUUCAACCGAGAAAGUCCUAAGAAUGGUGGAUCUCCAAAGCUGCCAAAGACUCCUGGUUCUGUAUCGCAAUAUUUCACACUAUACAAGCCAAAUACUCCUGGUUUUGUACCAAGCUCUGUAGCUAAGCAUUUCACACCAAAUAGUAAUGAAGAUCCAAGGGAUCCAACAUAUAAUGAUCCAUCAAGGAGUGGUGGAUCUCCAAAGUUGCAAAACAGUACUCCUAGUUCUGUACCAAGAUCUGUAAAUAUCAUAUUGGCCCCAAAGGAUCCAUGGAGCAAUGACCCUCCCUCAUUUCCUGACCUAACUUGGCCUGAUGUUGCUAGGGCAUUCAACCGAGAAAGUUCUAAUACUGUCCCUAGUACUAAACCUUGA